AUAGGAAUUUCCAAUAAAUUUCUAUUUUUGUUGGCUUUCUAGUGUUCAUUUAUGUUUGCUUCACAUGGCACAUCUUACUUAGAUUAUAUCCUGUGACAAGAUCCAACAUUCUCAGUAAAUGAGAAUAUCUUGUUUACCAACUGUCAGCAGUAGUUAAUUUGUCUAGUUAAUUCUACCUUGGUGAAUGAACUGUCACUCCUUCUCUAUUAGUAGAAAGUCAGUGAGAAGCAUAGUUCACCCAUAGAAAAGCUGGUUUUUUCCAGGUGGCAAGUAGUAUCAUGUAUCUGAAUUCCAAUUACACUUCUUCAGUUUCCAGAACUUAGGAGAGUGUCAGUCUCCUCUUCACAUUUUUCUGGUUUGCUCUACCUCAAUCUGUACAGAGCUGAUAUCAGAACAUGAAUAGACAGUAAAUUCUCACUAAACAUUCUCACUAAAUAGCAGGUCUCACCAAACAUUCUCAUUUCUUAAAACAAGCAAACAAAAAAGCAAACAUAAAAUGAAGCUUGAUGUAGAAGAUAUGAAGAUGUGAUCUUAGUUGAUUCUAAUUCCCUUACUCAAAUUUAAUGUCAAGAUUUAGACAAAUCAAUUUUUUUCUAGCACAGGAAAAAAUGCUUGAAGUAAGAGCAGCAGAAGUAAAUAUCUGACAGCUUGUUUUUGAUCUAAUAAGUUAAUGAAUAAUUAAAUAAUGUAACAAUGUGUACAAGGAACAAAGUUUUGUCAAAGAACCUUAACCUGUUAAACAUUAUGAUGUUUCAUUUGAUUUGAGGAAAAAAAAAAUAGCUGAUCUAUCUACCUCUAAUGCUAAAACUGUAUAUAAAUUGAUAAACUGUAUUCAUUUCCAGCCUGAUACAGAAAUUAUGUUACCUAUACUAAAGUAAUUAAAAUGAGAUAAUCCUCAAGAAGUUUUCAGGAGAUUAUCCUCAAAAUACUCACAAGUGAUUCUGAAUAAUCCUACAAAAAUCCAGCUUCUCAGAUAAUUUACAUCAUACUUUCCUAUAGAGAACAAGUCCUUCUGACUCUGUCAGGAUGGACAUGAUGGGUGGACAGUUUUCCUUUGUUACUUCAAGACCAUUCAAUUCAAGUUUUAAAAUCUAUGAUAUGAGGGGGAGUCUUGUGUUUAUUUGGUAUAUGUUAAUUUGACCUUGACAUCUAGAUGUAAAUACAUUAAACUGGGAUUCAGCAAUAGCUAAGGCACCAGAGUCCACAUCUGCAUCAACCAGAACUGUUCCAUUUGCAGACCAUGGUCUCAUCAUGUUGUUUGAUAGCAUUGCCCAUGCUAAAGAGUCACAUUUCCUCAUCUCUCAUGUCCAACCCAUGAAAUCCCUGAACAUCUGACUAAGAUCUGAAGAGCUGUCCACAACUUAUUUAAUUAAAUUAAGAAAAAAAAAAGAAAGAAAAGGGACAACAUAUGUGACAGAGGUACAGACAAGAAGUUUUCCAUUUCCACAUAGAAAGAGUUAUUAAAUUUUCUGAGGUUAUAUGAGGAAGAAGAAAAAGGGAGAGAGAAUUUUCUUGAGAUGGUUGGCUUGGAGCUUUUUUAGUUUUAGUUUUUUCAUUAACAGGACACAUUAUGUCAGAAAAAAUAUAUAUAUAUAUUUUUUUUUUCCCAUUUAGGAUUUCUCAGAAAUCUUCUUGGCCUGGAGCUAUAACUGACGUAGCACUAGGCUCUAAAUUAUCCCACCACAAACAUGUCUUCCAUAAUAAUUACUGAAGUGCUACUGCAAUACACAGUUCUUGUUAUUUCCAAAUAUCCUCAUUUUUUUAAAAGCACAAUGAAUAUUUGAAUUAUUACUCAAAAUUUCCUAAACUGACUUAAGAUAAAAGCUGAUGUCUACGAAAAAUUAUAACUUGUUGCAUAAUUAUUCCACAUUAUUUUUACUUAGGGUUUGUGGGUUUUUUUAAUUGGAUUUUUUUUUUUUACUAUAAAACCCCAACACUAGCUAGUAGAUAAAAUUCAAUUUCCACAGAGAAUUAUAACAAAAGAACAGGCAUUCAUUUAAUGUCUCUAGAAACAUGUAAGAAGAUAAACCAAUAUCUUGGGUAUAUUUUUUUUUUACUCAGUGUGAAGAUUGUAUGAUUCUUGAAACUAAAUUAUUUGGUGGAAAAAAAAAUGGCCAGAGGGCAAAACCCAGACUAUAGAAACUCUUUUCUUUGACUAACUUUUGUGACUGCUCUAAACUGACCAUUUUUUUCCCUGACUAAUCUCUAAACAGAGGACAUAUCCCUUUCACUUGCAAAAUGCUCUCACACAAAAUAAAUUACCUUCCCACCACCCUGGUUACUUGCCAAGGAGUACUUUAUUUUUCCACUAGGAAGAAGAAAAUCAGCUUGUAUUUUCCUUGCUAGAGCCUUCUGCAUUUUAAUUCUGGACUCUGAAUGAACAUCAGAGAGGCUUUAUGAUGUUUUGCACAAAAGUGCCUGUGUUCAUAGUUUUACUCAGGGCACCCAAAAUAGCACGCAGUAAGCAGUGUCAUACUGUGAGUUUUCAAAAGUAAAAGCAGAACUGACUUAUACUGGCAGGAAGCUGUAACUCCUAGAGCUUUCUGAGGAUUUUUGAAGUAAAACAGGACUGCUUACUUCUCUGCAUCCCAUGUUUCAUGCAACUGUUUGCAAUAUCCAUUCCUUUAAUCCUCUAGAAGGCCCUGAAGUUACACAGAUUAGGACUGAUUGAAAGAACGGUUCAGCAUGAAUUCCUCUGUAUUGCUAUGUCUCAUGGUGAUGCUGGUUCAACUUUGGCCUUGUUCUCUCAGCACUCAGAACUCCAGCGCUCAAAACACAGUUCAGUCUUUCACACCAGUUCGAAGAGUGAAACGUAGCUGGCUGUGGGAACCUCUUUUUGUAACUGAGGAACAGAUUUCACCAGAUCCUGUGUAUAUCGGACAGCUGAAAUCAGAUUUAGACAAGCAGGAUGGUAACUUAAAAUACAUUUUGACUGGGGAGGGAGCUGGAAGCUUUUUUGUCAUCGAUGAACUUAACGGCAAAAUUUAUGUAACACAAAAGUUGGAUCGAGAAAAGAAACCUUUCUACACUCUAAGAGCACAAGCAAUUAACAGGAUCACUAAGCUUCCUGUUGAACCUGAAUCAGAAUUUAUCAUCAAGGUUCGAGAUGUCAAUGACAAUGAACCGCAGUUCUUGGAUGGACCUUAUGUGGCCACUGUUCCAGAGAUGUCACCUGAAGGUACUUCGGUUACACAGGUAACAGCUACAGAUGCUGAUGAUCCUUCUUAUGGGAAUAGUGCUCGUCUGCUUUACAGUCUUCUUGAGGGACAGCCUUAUUUCUCUGUGGAGCCAAAGACAGGGGUCAUUAGAAUGGCUUCCCAAAUGGAUAGAGAAACAAAAGAGCAGUAUUUGGUCAUCAUUCAAGCCAAAGAUAUGGUUGGGCAACCAGGAGCAUUGUCUGCAACAGCCACUGUUACCAUCAAUCUCUCCGACAUCAAUGACAAUCCACCUGAAUUUCAACAGCGACUCUACUAUAUGAGUGUCUCUGAAGAGGCUCCCGUGGGCACCACUGUAGGCAAAGUCUUUGCAGAAGACAGAGACACUGGGGACAACACAGCCAUGGACUAUUUCAUUGAAGCAGAUAGCUCAGGUGUUUUUGACAUCAUUACUAACAAUGAGACUCAAGAAGGAAUUAUCUUACUGAAAAAGAGAGUGGAUUAUGAGAGCCAAAGGAGAUACAGUAUUCAAGUAAAAGCUGUAAACAGAUACAUUGAUGAGCGUUUUUUGAAAGAAGAGCCAUUUGAAGACACAACCAUUGUCAAAAUCAAUGUGGAAGAUGCUGAUGAACCUCCAGUUUUCACCUUGGAGAACUACAUGAUGGAGAUUGUUGAAGGAGCUAUGAAUGGUGCUUUGGUGGGGUUCGUAACUGCCAGAGAUCCAGAUGAUGAUGAGAGUCCAAUCAGGUACUCUAUUGUCCACAGCACUCAUUUAAAGAGACUGUUCAGCAUCAAUGAGCACAAUGGAGCAAUCAUUACCACUGAACCUUUGGACCGAGAGAUAGCUUCUUGGCACAACAUAACUGUUACAGCCACAGAAACAAGAAAUCCUGAAAAAAUUUCAGAAACAAAUGUGUAUGUCCAAGUCCUUGAUGUUAAUGAUAAUGCACCAGAAUUCCCUAAAAACUAUGAAACAUUUGUUUGUGAGAAUACAGUUUCUGGGCAGCUAAUUCAAAGCAUCAGUGCAGUGGAUCAAGAUGACUCAGCAGAAGGUCAUCAUUUUUUUUUCUCAUUGGCUCAGGAGGACACAAACAGCUCCCAUUUUACUGUGAAAGACAAUCAAGAUAACACAGCUGGAAUUUUCACAGGAAAAAGUGGCUUCAGCAGGCAAGAGCAGUUUUUUUUCUACUUGCCAAUCUUAAUUCAGGAUAAUGGGACCCCACCGCUGACGAGCACAAAUACUCUCACUGUCACUGUCUGCGACUGCGACACUGAAGUUAACACCUUCUACUGCCGUUAUGGGGCUUUCAUGUAUUCCUUGGGUCUCAGCACAGAGGCUUUAGUUGCCCUUUUGGCUUGCAUAUUAAUAUUCCUAGUGUUCUUUUUGGCAAUUGUAACUAUAAGGCAGCAACAGCAGAAGAAGGCUCCUUUUUCAGAGAAGAUGGAAGAAUUCAGAGAGAACAUUGUCAGUUAUGAUGAUGAAGGAGGGGGCGAGGCGGACACAGAAGCCUUUGAUAUUUCAGCACUGAGAACACGCACUGUCAUGCGAACACACAAACCUAGGAAGAAGGUGGCCUCUGAAAUCCAGAGCCUCUACAGACAGUCUCUGCAGGUUGGCCCUGACAGCGCAAUCUUCAGGCAAUUCAUUUCAGAAAAGCUCGAAGAAGCAAAUACAGAUCCUAGUGUUCCUCCCUAUGACUCGCUUCAGACCUAUGCAUUUGAGGGGACUGGUUCCUUGGCAGGAUCCCUCAGCUCGUUGGGUUCAAACACUUCAGACAUGGAUCAGAGCUAUGACUACCUUGCAGACUGGGGACCUCACUUUAAACAGCUUGCAGGCAUGUAUUCUUCCCACAGAACUGUGGGAGAUUAGGCACUUUUUGAAUUGUUCUUUUGUUUUCCUAAGUCUUAGCAACCAAACGCAAUUGUGGAUUUUUAAAAAGGAGGUCAUCCCACAUUAAACAGGAGAAAGAAGAGUCCAAGAGUUUUCAUAUGGGAUGUUUUGGAUGUGGAAACCUCUUGAAUGAUUAAAACACACCAGGGGUGUUACCACAUGAAGGGAUGGAGGUCAUAGUUUGAAAACCUUGUGGUAAUUUAAGUGCUUAAAUGCAAACACUGCUGCUUUGGAUAUCUAGAUCCUCUUCCGUAUACUGAAAGUCUGGAUCUUGCUAGUACAAAAGGAGGAGUACAAGCCAUAAAUGGAUGCUGUAUACAUUCCGUCCUCCAUAAGCUUUAAACAGUUUCCAAAGCUGACAGACUUAUGCUGUUGUGGUUGAAUACAUACAUUAACCAAAGUUAAACACGCAUAUUUGUAUAAUGCUUCAUUAUAUAAAUAUAAUUGCGUGAAAAAGUAGACCCUAGAUGUUCUAAUACCAUUGUCAUAAGUGCUUACAAGAUCAUCUAUUUAUUGUUCUUAGGAUGACAAAACUAAAAUGUCUUUUCAUAUCAGAAAAAUUAAAGUGUUAUAUAAGUGUUAUUAUAACAUCAUCAAGUAUUUGCUGCCAUUUUAGUUUUUAUUGAAGCUAUUGGAAAAUGUGUAAACCAAUACUUAAUUUAGCAAAUAAGAUAGGAAAAAGAAUCAAUAUUUAACUUAAAUACUGCAAUCGACCACAUUAUAUAUUAGUGCACUUAGAACAAAAUGCUGUAGAAAUACAGGCAUUUUUUUCCUUUUAUUAAGAGUUUAAAGGAUGACUUAUUUACCAGCACAGAUUUAUUUUUUUAUUAUGGAAUAUAAAAUUAGCUGCAGUAGUCAGUUUUAUUAUAACAAUAUUAAGAAUCUUUAAAAUGUUAAACUGAUGGUUAUAAAACUUUAUGUAUGAUAUUAGAUAAUAAGAUAAUAAAAUGCUUUAAAUGUUA
Molecule: messenger RNA, 6008 nt
Organism: Taeniopygia guttata (zebra finch)
Lineage: Eukaryota; Metazoa; Chordata; Aves; Passeriformes; Estrildidae
Gene: CDH19
Product: cadherin 19
Biological process (GO): cell migration; multicellular organism development; homophilic cell-cell adhesion
Cellular component (GO): adherens junction; catenin complex; plasma membrane
Molecular function (GO): calcium ion binding; beta-catenin binding; cadherin binding
Source: RefSeq, a predicted model, not a curated record